AUGAGAGCUCCAUUCCCAUCGCAAUCGACAGAAGGAACAACACAUUCAAUCUCAUCGUCCACGAAUAAAGAAUCCUCGACUUUUCCGACUUCAACUACAACAUCGAUUCUAUCAACAAUUUCCACAACAAGGACAUCUUGCAAUGGCUGUGACCCUUCGUGCUCAGCGAUUGAUUGUCUUGAGCAGGAUUAUGGAGCAGAAAAUGAACGCAAAUGUCUUGAAAAAGGCUGUACUUUCUGCCAAAUGCCUGAUGGUAAACCAUGGUGUUAUUAUACAGAAGGAAUGGAUAUUCCUGGACAAAAUUGUCAUGAUUGCAAUUGUCUCGAAAGAGUUAGCUGCAACAGAUACGACGAGAAUAGUUGCAAGUCAUCUGGAUGUCACUGGUGUCCACGUGAGGGAGAGCACCCAUGUAUCUAUGGAAACUUUCAAGGCACUACAACUACAACUACAACUACAACAAUAGACCCUACAUUCAACCAAUGCUUCGGUUACGAUUGCGGUGGAGGCGUCUGUUUCGAAAUCGAUGAUAUUCCCACGUGCAUCGACGCUACAAUUGGGUUUCUAAGUCACGAUAAGAAAAUGACAGUGAAGUGUGGUGACGGAACAAAAAACCAAAAAUGGAUGAAAACGAAGAUGUUGAAUGAUAAUGGUAUUCAUCAUGUCGAUUUUGAAGCAACGCCAAGAAAACACGAAUAUAUUAUCCAUACUCACUUAUUAUACGCUGAUAAGAAGCCAACACAAGCAAUGUACUGCAGAAAUAACACUGAUGACAAUUAUACUUAUGUCAAUCAUAUACGAACGGACGGCGCCGAUUUGUCAAAGUAUGGAAACACAUGGUUGAUAGAACGAAUCACCUGUGAUGAUGCAGAGUGUCCUUACACAGUCAGAGCAGCAGAGGAUCAAACGAGAGGUUGGAAAAAUAAUAUUGAUGGUGGAUACAAUUGGCUUCGAGUAAUGGAAAUCGACCUGAAUAAUGAAGACUUUCUUUGGUGGAUAGAAAUUCAAGAGUUUUAA
This is a messenger RNA of Oikopleura dioica, 1014 nucleotides long. NCBI's taxonomy places the organism in Eukaryota, Metazoa, Chordata, Appendicularia, Copelata, Oikopleuridae. The record is from the annotation of a GenBank genome assembly.